This is a messenger RNA of Hyalella azteca, 447 nucleotides long. RefSeq lists its product as uncharacterized. NCBI's taxonomy places the organism in Eukaryota, Metazoa, Arthropoda, Malacostraca, Amphipoda, Hyalellidae. The transcript is spliced from 4 exons. The record is from RefSeq and is a predicted model, not a curated record. Bases 52 to 426 code for a protein of 124 amino acids.
GUAGAGGUGGCAGCGAUUGACUACUUGACGGAGUUGGAACUGAAUAUUGUAAUGGGUCGAGCGAUGCUGUUAACAUUGGUGGUGGUGAUGGGUGUGGUGAGCGCAUCGGCUAAUGAGUGUGUCCAGUGUAAGGCGUGCACCGGUAACGAAGUCGCAACCACAUGCCCGGACGGUUACGACGAAUGCUAUACGUCUACAUUAGACGACGGAACUAUACAGAAGGGAUGCGCCACCCCGGCAUGCGAGGACAGCUGUCCCAGUGAGAGCUCGCGGUCCCUUCAACUUGAUGACCCAAAAUUCAACAUAAUUCUCUGCUACAAGUGCUGCAGCGGCAGCGGGUGCAACGGUAACGGCGCGGGGCUCGCCGCCCCCGCUGGGCUGCUGCUGCUGCUCACGCCGCUCAUCGCCGGCGUCCUGUCGCGAUGAGAGAUGCACUUCAACCGAGUC